This is a messenger RNA of Pseudomassariella vexata, 1720 nucleotides long. Its product is annotated as peptidase family M48-domain-containing protein. Gene Ontology annotation, molecular function: metalloendopeptidase activity. The transcript has 2 exons. Gene Ontology annotation, cellular component: mitochondrial inner membrane. Lineage: Eukaryota; Fungi; Ascomycota; Sordariomycetes; Amphisphaeriales; Pseudomassariaceae. The coding region runs from base 276 to 1451 and encodes 391 amino acids. Gene Ontology annotation, biological process: mitochondrial protein processing; protein quality control for misfolded or incompletely synthesized proteins. The record is from RefSeq and is a predicted model, not a curated record.
CUUACAUAAAACUUGCAGGGAUGACCCCGACAACUCAGGGUGUUACUUCGCGAUAGUGACUUGCAUAUUGUCAGCAGUGACGGCGACGUGCCGAAUAUUUAGUCUAGCAUGCGAUCCUGCUUUGACGAAGACUCGAAUGACUUCGAGUUCUUGUUGCCGAUGGAGGUCUUCUGAUGCCGAGGCAGGCGAUGCAGCGCUUUUGCACCUUUUUGACACUAUCUGGAAUAUUCUCCAGGUAGCCUCGUAAGGCUAUUACCGGCACUUCCGCAACAAGCAUGAGCAGGAUGUCGACAUUUCGAAUGCUCGGCCCUUCCAGGCUCCUCUCUUCUGCAUUUCCUGCUGCACGAAGGGCGCCUUCACUACGGGUGCCACGGCGGCCAACCCCGAACAUUCCUCGCACACCGCGAACCGCUUCUUCUCCAUCCCCGAUCCUGAGCCGCAUCCAAGUCCGAACAUUCUCCCACACGAGUCUCCUGCUCCGCAAGCCAUGGCCAAAGAAAGACCCUCACGAGGAACUGCGCAAUGCGAAACCGUUCAUCGAAGACGGCAGCUUCGGCCGCAUGGCCCGCUCGCCACGCACCCACACCAUCGCGGUGCUCUCCUUCGCCGGCGCCCUUGCUUUCUACUUCAGCAACAUCGAGACGGUCCCCGUGAGCGGGCGGCAGCGCUUCAACUGCUAUAGUCAGGAGAGAGUCGAGAAACUCACGCAGAGGGAGGCCAAGCUAGUAAUACAUAAUGCUGAACAGCAAGGCGGGUUCCUGUCCGAGGGCGACCCGCGCACGCGCAUGGUUAAGAGGGUUAUGAAGAGGUUGAUUCCCGUCAGCGGCAUGGCGAAUGCGGAGUGGGAGGUCAGAGUCAUCAACGACGAUAGUCAGGUCAACGCAUUUGUGUUGCCGGGCGGGAAGGUUUUCGUGUAUAGUGGUAUUCUAAAGGUUGCACGGAAUGAACACGGCCUUGCGGCGGUACUUGGACACGAAAUCGCACACAACCUCGCGCAGCACAUCGCAGAGCGCAUGUCGGGAAAUAUUGGGGUGAACAUUCUAUUGGGCAGCAUGGGCAUCAUAGAGAUGGCCCUUGGAGGUUCGACAUUCCUCACGCAAUUGAUCGGUGGAACCGUACUAGGUCUGACUUUCUCGCUGCCCAUGGGGAGGAAGCAGGAGUCAGAGGCUGAUUACAUCGGUCUGAUGAUGAUGGCCGAGGCGUGCUAUGAUCCGGAAGAAGCACUGCAUUUCUGGGAGAGGAUGGAGCGUUUGACCCAACAAGCCCCACCGCAAUGGAUGAGCACACAUCCUUCGAACCGUAGUCGCAUAGAGGAUAUCCAGCGGUGGAUGUCCAAGGCGUUAGACAAGAGACAGUUGAGUGAUUGCCGAGGCAUCUCUUCGUUUGCUGAUGCUUUCAAAAGAGCCAUGGAGCGUGGCCACGUGAUGGAAACUGACUCUUCCAAUUGGUAAGAUCAGUUUACAUAGAUCCAAGUUCACAGUCAUAAUGUCGAAAGCAAAGUCUUAGAUUUAUAUAAAGGGUCGGACUUUACCGUUGGGAAGACGUUCGGGAUUUUUGUAUGAGUCGCACUUAUAGUCCUCCUGAGUCUUGAGACUUAAGAAACCCCCACUUAUUCACAUACCUAUUACUACGAGAGAUCAAUAAUAUGGGCAGUAUGUCAUUCGACUUCAGUACCUUACAAUUGUGGUCAGUUGCUGCUUCUCUGAUCGGACAAUUGGGC